CAUUUUACCAGGUCAAGGCAUUUUAACCUUUAGAUUAAAACUGUGUUUAAUCAGAAGAAGUAAGGUUAUGUAUAAAUGUUACUUAAGAAACUUAACAUUUUCCUCUGACAUAUCAAGGACUAUUUAGAGACAGUGUAGUAUCACACUUGUCUUAUAUUCAUGUGCUUGCUUCUGGUGAUUGUGUUCUUGUUUGCACGUUUUGGCUUCUGAUGACCUGUUAUAUUCAUGUGCUUGCUUCUGGUGAUUGUGUUCUUGUUUGCAUGUUUUGGCUUCUGAUGACCUGUAUUUUUGUGAGUGGGUCUUUUGGUGAUUUGCCUUCUUCUUGUUAACAUGUAUCUGAUUGGUGAUUUGGUGAUCAGGUGAUCUGUUGUCUUGUUAGCAUGUACGUGCUUCAGGUGAUCUGUUGUCUUGUUAGCAUGUACGUGCUUCAGGUGAUCUGUUGUCUUGUUAGCAUGUACGUGCUUCAGGUGAUCUGUUGUCUUGUUAGCAUGUACGUGCUUCAGGUGAUCUGUUGUCUUGUUAGCAUGUACGUGCUUCAGGUGAUCUGUUGUUUUGUUAGCAUGUAUGUGCUUCAGGUGAUCUGUUGUCUUGUUAGCAUGGUGCUUCAGGUGAUCUGUUGUCUUGUUAGCAUGUACGUGCUUCAGGUGAUCUGUUGUCUUGUUAGCAUGUACGUGCUUCAGGUGAUCUAUCCUCUUGUUAGCAUGUACGUGCUUCAGGUGAUCUAUCCUCUUGUUAGCAUGUACGUGCUUCAGGUGAUCUAUCCUCUUGUUAGCAUGUACGUGCUUCAGGUGAUCUAUCCUCUUGUUAGCAUGUACGUGCUUCAGGUGAUCUAUCCUCUUGUUAGCAUGUACGUGCUUCAGGUGAUCUAUCCUCUUGUUCUAGUGCUUUUAUGGCCUCAUGUUUCUAUUGAAUUGUCUUUGUGUUGACAUGGAAAUAUGCAGUAGGAUUUCUGACAGUUGAACUGGUUUAUGCAUUU
Limulus polyphemus (Atlantic horseshoe crab) is the source of this 976-nucleotide messenger RNA. RefSeq lists its product as uncharacterized. Lineage: Eukaryota; Metazoa; Arthropoda; Merostomata; Xiphosura; Limulidae. The coding region runs from base 381 to 926 and encodes 181 amino acids. The record is from RefSeq and is a predicted model, not a curated record. The transcript has 2 exons.